UUUCCCAAAUUAAAAAAAUAAAAGUUUUAACAGCUAAAGGAUCAUCACACGUGAAAUAGACCAGUCAGCUCAUAGUAUGUCCCGGGACCAGGCAGCAUUAAGGGAAGGGGAUAGAAACAAUACGGCGGUUUGUGUGCACGCAGCUGGGCUGAUCCCCAGGAGGGAGACUGGGAUUGGGAUGUGCCCUUUUUAAGCAACGAUCAGUGACAUGCACUUUCAAGCCCCCCGGACACCUGCAAGGCUGCGAAGGAUGUGAGACUUUCCCCGGUGCAGUUUGCUGCGCGGCUCCAGCUCCAGCUGCCAAGACGCGUUUGCGGAAAACGAAAAGUCUGAAAAAUGCGCAUUGCUGCCAGCAUCGCUUCCCGGACGAUCGAGCUCAGCACCUGAACGACAUUUAAUAUUUAGGAGGUCAGAUGGGGAGGAUACCCGAUCCCCUUUUGUCCGCUGACUUGCCCGGCGGUCAACAGCUUCUCCUGCGCCGUGACUCAGCUUAGUGUACGCAGAUGUUUGCAGCACCGCCUGAAAUACACACGACACCACCUCAUCAGAAUCUGUCAAACGCAUCUUAUGUUAAAAUGCCAACGGUAUUGCAUGUCGCCUGCAUCUUUCUAGCAGUUCAUACCGAUAGACCCACGAAGAGGAAUUAAUUCCCCCCCCGUUUUUUCUUUCUUUCUUUUUUCUUUGGCAAGAAGAGUCCUGGAUGCUUUUUGCGGGACUUGUACUCCAGGACUGUAUUUGUCUUGUUCUCCAUACAAUCGCUGAACAACAGCUUCUUUCAGUGCUUGUUUUUAAAAAAGACUUUACACCUGUCAAGGCUUUUCAGUAUUAAUGAGGCGAGACCUGGGAUGUGGUGCAUUUAUUUUUUCUUUUUUUAAACUUUCUUUUAGACACCGUUAGAAAUGAGGCAAGCUCCCAUUUUGGGGGAAAUUUUAUGCAUGCGAGAAAACUAACACUGUCAGCGUAAUUCGGAGCCGAACCUAUUUCCGAUUUGUAAUCUGGGCAAUUAUGUAGGGCGGAAGAGGGGCGAAGAGAUGGAUGACAGCGUCGCACAUGGCACCUCCGCCGGGAAGGAUGGCGAGCGGAGCCCGGCUGGUGAUUUGGAUGAGGUGCAGAUGCACCUUACCUGCUUGCCCGAGCGUUACAUGAGGGCCAAAUUCACCUUGUCAGCAUAUAUUCUCUGCUGGACUGUACUGAAGUUAUGCCAGAGACUGGGAUGCUCACAAACCAGGGGUCAGGCCCCGGAAACCCCAGAGGACACUGCAAAUGACUCUGAACACUCACAGGAGCGGGAGCCUCACGAGUGGAGUGACCUGGGCCAGGAGACCACGGAGGAGUUCUUCGACACACAGUCGUGUCACAGCGACGCCUUCUCAGACCUCAGCCCGGACAGCGAGGGCUCCUCCGUGCUGCUCGGCGCACGGGGAUUUCACGAGGGCGAGCCUGGGGAGAGAGGCUCCAGUGAGGGACACACCAUUCCGGAAAGCAUGAAGGAGGAGUCUUCUAUGGACAGCCUUUGCGAUGACCUCUCCUCGCGAUCAUCACCACAGCGGUGUGCUAGUGACCAGCUGUUUGGUGUUCUGGAGUUAGCUGAGCCUUCUGGAACACAAGAGGCCUUAAAAAGUGAGAGAACUUUGAUUCUGGAAGCUGGACUUCCUCUCUCUUCAAAUUUGCAAGUUCCAGAGACAUUGUACAGCACGACAGGCUCAGAGUGUGGACCCAUUGAAAUAAGUGCCAUUCAUGAACCCCUCCCCCACGCCGAGGUGUGCCCGUUGCAGGAAUUUGCCGGAACAGGGCCUUCCCAAUUUGUCUCCUUUUCUGGGAUGGGUGGUCUCGUUCAUGUUGAGGAGGAAGAACAACAGCAGAGCUGCUCAGGUUCUCAGGAGGACCACCUGUCAGAGGACACCUUAGGGAUUCACCAGCCACUUUCUGGCCUUCUGGAGUGCCUGACUGAUGAUGGAGAGGACCACAGUGCAGGGGAGGCCAGGAUGACCUCUGACACUGGCCUCCAGAAUCGUAACAAAGAACAUCCCUUGGAUUGCCAAACUGAAAUUUAUACCCAUAUAUUGACUGGCAAUGAAUUUCAACUUGGCACAAGUGCUUAUACACAGCUUCCUACUGUUGAGACUGUUCUGGAAACACAGUCUAACACUAAUGUCCCUGUAGAUUCUGACACUGUGGUAGCAUUUUUAAAAGAUCAGAUAGACCCUGGUACUUGUAUACAAGCUGGUAAUGAGGAAAGUGAUUUAGAAAACAAGGCUAUUGCUAAUGCCUGUGUGAACUCUGCCAUUGAGCAUAUUUUUAUGGUGGAUCAGACAACCGUACGAGAGAAUAGUAAAGACGAUGUUGUAGAAACACUGCAGGACACUGGCACCAAGGAUGAUGUCUUAAAGAGUCAUUUACAGUCUAGGACUGAGGGAAAUGUUAUAACUGACCAGACAGAGAGUAGCACUGGUAUAAAGCCUGAUAAUGAAGAGCAGGUUUCAGAAACCCAAGACACUGAAAUCAAUGAUGGUUUAGAAAGUCAACCACAUACUAAUACCUGUGCACAGUUUGACCCUGAGAACUCUGUGUUAGAAGCCUUUUCCCACAGCACUGCAGCUGCACAGUCUGGGCCUGAGAAGGAUGUUAUAGAGACUGAACCAUCCUCUGAUGCAGUCGUACUAUCUGGUACUGAUUACAGACUCUUAGAAACCCAACCCAACGGUAGUGUCUGUGUACAAAGUAGCACUGAAGAAGAUCAGAAUGACCCUAAUAUCUGGAUUCAGUCUAGAACUGAGGAGAAGGUUCUACUAACCCAGACGGACACAGACCGUUACAUGCAGUCUGAUAUAGUGGAGGAUGCUUUACUAACACUGCAGGACUUGGACACAAUAGAUGAUGGUAACAAGGAGGAUAUUUCAGAAAGCUGCAGUGACACCUGUGCAACUGACAUUGAGGAAACUGCAUCAGAAAUUGUUUCUCUUCCUAUACAAUCUGGUCCUGAGAAGGAUAUUUUAGAGACUGAAUCAUGCUCCAGUGCACAUAAACUAGCUGAUACUGAUGAUAAACUCUUAGAAACUCAACCCAGUUGCAAUGUCUAUGUAGAGAGUAGUGCUCAAGAAGAUCACAAUGACCCUAGUAGCUGUAUUUUGUCUAGAACUGAGGAGAAAGUUCUACCAACCCAGAUGGACACAGACAGUAAGAUACAAUGUGAUAUGGAGAAAGAUGAUUUAGGAACAGUGCAGGACACAGACAACAAUGCGCAGUGUGGUACAAAGUGUGCUCUUUUAGAAAGUAAGUCCUACGUAAACAUCUGUUUAAACUGUGAUGGUGGGCAUAGUGUUUCAGACGAUCAACCUAAUGUGAAUGUCUCUGUAUUAUCUAGUCCAGAGGAGCUGUCAUUGUCUGUGGAAGGAGAUGUUUUAGAAAGUCAGGUCUACAUAACAGCAUAUUCACAGUCUGGGACUCAGAAAAAUGCUUUAUGUGAUCAGACAGACACCAGCAAUGAUAUACAGCCUGAUAAUGAGGGGAAGGUUUUAGAGAUAGUCCAGGACACUGAAACUAAGGAGGGUGUUACAAAGGGAAAUGUUUCAGAAAGUUGGCCCUAUAAUAAAACUUAUGCACAGUGUGACACUGUGUUAGAAACUCUCCCCUACACUAAUGUAUCUACACAGUCUGGUCCUGAGAACGAUGUUUUAGACACUGAACCAUGCUCUGAUGCAUAUAUGCCAGCAGAUAUAGAGGACAAACUGUUAGAAACCCAACCCAGUAUUAAUGUUUGUGUCCAGUGCAGCGCUGAUGAAGAUCAGAAGGACCCUAGAGGUUUUAAUCAGCUGAGCACUGAGGAGGAGCUUUUUAAGACCCUCUGUGCCUAUUCACAGUCUGUUACUAAAGACGAGAUUCUAAAGCAUCCAAAACUGCCCCUCGCUAACAGCAACAUGGCAUCCUGCUUUGAGGAAGAUGUUUCAGAAUUUCAGAUCGCCACAAACUAUAUGCUGUCUGAUACUGGGCAGCAUGUUGUAGAAAAACUGAAAGAGACUGACGGCAGAGUUCAGUGUGUUAAUGAGGGGAUUGUAUUAGAGAAUCGGUCCCACGUUAACAGCCCUGUAAAUUGUGAAUCCGGGGAUGACGUUUCUGAUAGUCACCCUAACGUGAACGUCUCAGUAAUACCUGGUCCUGAGGAGCCCCACUGUAGAUCAAUUGAACCAUCAUCUACAACGGGAGACGGUUGGACUUGUAACGAGAGCGAUGUUUCACGAAGCCAGGCUAGUGUUAAUGCCCAUGUGCAGUCCAGCGCUGAGGAUUGGUUUUCAGAAGACCAGACAGAUGCUCAGCAUCAGAGGAAAGACAAUGUCAAGGCACUACAGGACACUGACACCAAGGAUGAUGUGAUGAAGGAGGACGUUUCAGAAAGUGGGUUUCAAGUAAGAACACAUUUGCCUUUUGGGACCGAGGGAAAUGGUAUAAGCGACCUGACAGACAGAACAACUGGCGAUGAGAAGGUUUUAGAAAAAGUCCAAGACAGUGAAACCGAGAAUGAUGUUACCAGGACAGAGGUUUUAGAACGUUGGUCCCUUAACGAAGCCUGUCCACAGUCUAACACUAAGGAAACUGUGAUAGAAACUGUUCCCCACUGCACUGUAGCUGCACAGUCUGGGCCUGAGAAGGAUGUUAUAGAGACUGAAUUAUCCUCUGACACAGACAUACUAGCUGUUAGUGAUGACACAUACUUAGAAACUCAACCCAAUGACAAUGUCUGCGUACAGUGUGUUACUGAAGAAGACCAGGAAGGCCCGAGUAGCUGCAUACAGUCUAGAACUGAGGAGAAAGUUCUACAAAUCCAGAUGGAAGCAAACAGUUACAUACAGCCUGAUAUGGAAGAGGAUGCUUUAGGAACAGUGCAGGACUUGGACUGGAAAGAUGAUGUUAACAAGGAUGUUUCAGAAAGUUGCAAUGACACCUGUGCACAGAUUACCACUGAGGAAACUGUGUUGGAAACUGUUUCUCAUGCCAGUAUUUCUACACAGUCUGGUCCUGUGAAGGAUAGUUUAGAGACUGAAAUGGAUCCAUCCUGUGAUGCAGCUUUACUAGCUGGUACUGAUGACAAACUCUUAGAAACUCACCUAGAUGGUAAUGUUUUAAAGACUGAAUCAUAUUCUGAUGCACAUAUACUUGAUGGUGAUAAGGACUAUGUCUUAGAAACCCAACUGAAUCACAAAGUAUUUGACACUAAGGAAGAUUUUCUGGACUCCAGUAAAUGUUCAGCUAAAGUUCCUAGUAUUGAGGAAGAUGUCUCACAGACUCAGUCUCUUUAUAGCGCACCUACUGAUACAGAAGCCUUUGAAGCCCAACCUUUCUGUAAUGGGUUUGGGACUGAGGAGCUGAUCGAGGAAUGCCUGCCCACCCCCCACAACAACCAUGGGGUCAUUUUCUCAAAUGGCUCACAGCUGGAUAACAUCCUCGGAUGGAAAUCGGAGACCUUGCCGGGAGAUGAAAAGGGAGAGUUUCAUAUCUCUUCAGAGGAUGCAGGCAUUAUUGAUUCUGUUCCACAAAACCACUUGGAUAGAAACUUUCAGAACCUCACAGACCUGCAAAUACUGUUUGGAGAGGCUGCUUACGCAGUUGGAUUUCAUAGUAUAACAAAUAAAGAGGAGUCCAUUAUUUCUGCGGUUGGCCUGGAUGAAAUUAAUUUUGAAUUAUCUGCUGACCCCCAGUUGGAUAAAGUGAAGCAAUGUUUUGUGGAUGAUUCUGAAGUAAUGUCUAAAUCAGGGCAGCCAUCAACUGAAAUGCAAAUCAGAACUAAUAAACUGGAGUCCAGCUGUGAGACUGACUUUGCCCCUGAUGUGGAGUCCCCUUGUGAGGAUAUCUCCAGAGCUUGUGAUUCAGGUUUUGAUGAAGUUCCUGAGUGGAGGACGGACAUUGAAUUAGGCACCAGUUCCCAGUUUGAGGAGCUGGAAUGGAACCGCACUUCUGAGAGUCACUGUGCUAAGGAAAGUCCUGCAGGAUCCAAGUGGCACAACAGCAACACAAAGUCUGCUUCGGAUCUUCUCGACCCUUUGGUACAAGUUCCCAAGGAGACAGAGCACAGAAAUGCCGGCGGACCUGUGGAUGCAUUUUCAGGCAAGGGGGCUGAUGCUGUUUCCUCAGAAAGCCUCCAGAGUCAGCCGGAAGCUUUUGGUCAGCACCCCUGGCUGGAGAACCUUUCUGUAGUGGUCUUCACCAAUCCCACUGACCUGGAAGAUGAGCCCCACUGGAUCCAGCAAGGUUCAGAGUGGCGACUGGUUGUUGACGACCUCAAGCACUGUGACUGUUCUGAAGGGGAGGAGCAGGGUGGGCGUGGACAGAAAACUGGGUUGAGGACCACAGAUGCUGUUGGUGAUGACCCCCCCUCCAAUGGCUUGGCCCCUCCCCCACAGGAAGUUGCACCAAGGAAUUAUGAGAUAAGCUUGGGGUCCGAGCUUGAACCACAUAACUCUACGAGCAGCCAAAUGAAGGGCUUAUUUCAUGAACACCUGGAUCCAGAGAGGUAUGAGGAUAAAGGGCUUAGAUCCUUUGUGAGUCAUUCGAAAAUUAUAGGAAUAUCUGAUGGCACAAGAGAAAAGAUAGGAAAAGACCAGAUGGCCGAUAGACUUAGAUAUUCAGUAGGUUAUCAUACUGUCCCUGAGACAGAACAUUGUUCCUCUUCACAGUCACUACUGGAUGAGACAGAGAUAGAUGUGUAUGAACAACCAGAGAGCAAUUUAAAUUUAUUGUCAGGCAGUAAUCUUGAGCCCAUUCUAGAAUGGGAUCAUUAUCAAGAAAAUUUGUUCGCGUUGGAAGAUAAAACCAGUGUGAAGGAAAGGGAGGAGCAGCAGAUGCCUGUUAUGGGGUCUGCUUUGGUGGAUUUGAAGAUUGCCACAAGCUACAUUGAUACCCACCCUCCCCUUACCGUCUGUUUGCCCUCCACACCUGAGAGCAGCAAGGAAGACUCACCUGACAAAGUCACACAGCAUCUGCCUGCUUCCAAUACUACCCCUGCUCUGGACUCCAGUGAGGCCAAUACCUUGUUAGCCAAUGAAAAGGCAGAGAACAAAAGCUGCUAUAUUACCAAUAUGGCAUCCCAGGUCCAGGACAAUCUCAACACGAGCAGAGAAAUAGAAACAGAAGAUGGACUUUUAUCCCAUGUUGGGAACAGCUCAAGUCUGCAAAAUUCAGUGAAGAAUAAAACAUCGAAGGUUAGCACAGCCAACAAAGCCUCAAAGUUCUUCAAUAGGAUCCCAUCAUUCAGGAAGGGAAAAACCUCUGCAAGGGAGAGCAAGAGCUAUAAAGGGGAGCAAGCAGCCGGGAAUUCACAAGAUGAGAGUAUGGAGAGGAUAAAGUGUCCCCCUCUCUACCAGACUUAUCUAUCCCAGAGUACCUACCACCUGAGAGAAGUAGGGGAGUCAGGUAAAAACUCAGAUGAUGACGUCUUUGAGAAUGUAGUUUCCCCUAGAAGCAGUUUCGGGAGGAGAUUUUCUGAAACCAGGAGUAGGAUUGACGAAGAAGUCUUUAUCCCAUCCAUGCAAUGCCUGCGACACCCUACCCUCCAGGACCCCUGUGACAGAAAUUCUGUUGCCAUCCCAGCAAUGGAAAGCCGGAGCCCCAGAAGGAGCAAGAGCACAGACAACCUCAACCUACGAAUGAGAAUAGCUCUGGCACACAAAUCCCUGUCGAGUCUGUUUGAGUCCAAGUCCUCAGACAAGGAGAAUGCAGUCCACUGCCCGAUGACCAUCAACGAAGAAGCAAGCACAGAAACAUUAAGGGGGAAGAAAAGACAAGGUAGUGAGACAGAGAUGCUGAAGAGGACCCUCUCGGUCUCUGAUGCAGGUAGUGUCAGGCAGAUCCAGCGGGGCUCUAGGGACAGACUAAGUCUACAAAUCUCCUCAGCCAAAUUGCGGUCAGGUUCACAGGUGUCGUGUUACACUGAUCCACUGAGCAAAAAGGCCGCACCAAGAGAGCUAUCAGACAUCUCUGAUGAGAGAAGGUCAGAAGGGUUUAGGAUAUCUGGACCUUCCAAUGGACUCACUUUAUCUUCCUCCAGCAUUAUCUGUUUAGCCUCAGACAGCUCCCAAGUCUCCCCUGACAACUCUAACCAUUUGACACCUACUAAUUACGCCCAAAUGACCACCCUUGUCCACCAGCAUGCACCCUCCUGGGCCAGGUCCUUGGGUUCCUUUGAAGGAGUGGAUGGCCCCCUGAGGCCUCAGAGCCCCAAGCCUCAGAGCCCCAAGCCGUGGCCCCACCGUCGGAGCUUCCGCUACACUUCACGGUCAGUCGCAUCAUCCCUCAUCUCGCUAGGGCAGGGAGUCAGUGCCGAGGGUCUCUGCGACCCACCUGGGAGGCCAAAGACCGUCAAGCCCCGGAUGGCUCAACUGGCAUCAACCCAGUCAGUGGACACAGACUACAGGCAGGAUGAUGGUGUCAUGGACAGCGAGUCACAGGACAGUCUGGCCACCUCCUUGUCCAGCAAUGACACUGAGCUCACACAGGAAGGUGGCAAAAUGGCCCACCAAUUAUUGGACAAAAGGCACCAGGAGCUGGGGAGUGCGCUCCGGGUGCAGAAGCGGGGGGAGCAGUCGCCCCGGCAACGGUCUCCAGGACAGAGGCCGCUCUCUGAUUUGGGCAGCUGGGGUGUGCCCCUCUGGGUGCCAGGCAUGGCAGGGCUAGCCACAAACCUGAACCCAAGGGCUGGAAAGGGACAACACCGUUGCUCCGACGACCUCUGGAUCGAGGCAGAGAAGACCCGCCAGAGAAAGCUUGUGUUGGCUGCACGCGGUAGCCUGUGCAGGCUGUCCAGGCGGCGGCCUGAAGAAUCGGAGAAAGCCCCAGGACACCGGUCCAGCAGCUUAGGCCAGGAUUUCUCCAUCAUGCCUCUGAGGGACCUAUACUUCUCUCAGAGUACCCCCAUUGGCCUGGAUUGCCUGGGCUGGCCUCGGCGUGUCUCCUAUCCAACGGUGGUGAUUCCUGACGGGACGCUUGACAGGGCCGGCCCGAGCGAUGAUGUGGGCAGUGAGGAGGACCUGUAUGAUGAGUUCCGCAGCUCCGCCCACCGUUUCGGCCACCCCGGUGGGGGGGGGGAGCAGCUCGCCAUCAACGAGGCUAUCCUAAGAAGAGCAGGGGAAGGCUUUCGUUUUGUUCGUCUACAUUUCCUGCUGGGACCUUCCAUCCAUUCGCUCAUCGUUCAGCUGAGCCCUGGCGCUGACUUACUCAUCCGCACCGAGCCAUUCCUGUCAUCCGUAGCAACGUUGAUCAGCGAUGGCAGCGUGUGUGCAGAGGCCCUAUGGGAUCAUGUCACCAUGGAUGACCAAGAGCUGGGUUUCAAGGCCGGCGACGUCAUUGAAGUAGUGGACGCCACCAAUAAGGAGUGGUGGUGGGGGCGGAUCCUGGACAGCGAGGGCUGGUUCCCGGCCAGCUUCGUUCGGCUACGUGUGAACCAAGAUGAGCCUAUGGACUACCUAGCCAAGUUGGAGGGCACCAGGGAAGAGGACGGGGGUGGUGUGGGGAGACUUGUGGGCCCAGGCCUGCCCUGCAAGGAGCAGAUGCGGAGCAAUGUCAUCAACGAGAUCAUGAGCACCGAGAAGGACUACAUAAAGCACUUAAAGGACAUCUGUGAGGGUUACAUCAAACAAUGCCGCAAGAGGACAGAUAUGUUCACCGAAGAUCAGCUCCGAACCAUUUUUGGCAACAUCGAGGAGAUCUACCGCUUCCAAAGGAAGUUCCUCAAAGGCCUUGAGAAGAAGUUCAACAAGGAACAACCUCACCUGAGUGAAAUAGGUUCCUGUUUCUUGGAGCACCAAACAGACUUUCAGAUAUACUCGGAAUACUGUAAUAAUCACCCCAACGCCUGUCUCCAACUCUCCAAGCUCAUGAAGAUCAACAAAUAUGUAUUCUUCUUUGAGGCUUGCCGUCUGCUGCAGAAAAUGAUUGAUAUUUCCCUGGAUGGCUUCCUGCUCACGCCGGUCCAGAAGAUAUGCAAGUACCCAUUGCAACUGGCUGAGCUGCUCAAGUACACCAACCCUCAGCACAGGGACUACAAAGAUGUGGAAGCCGCCUUGAACGCCAUGAAGAACGUUGCCAGGCUCAUCAACGAGAGGAAGAGGCGGCUGGAGAACAUCGACAAGAUCGCACAGUGGCAGAGCUCCAUAGAAGACUGGGAGGGUGAAGAUGUACUCGCCAGGAGCUCAGACCUCAUCUUCUCAGGAGAGCUGACAAAGAUAUCCCAGCCUCAAGCGAAAAGCCAGCAGCGUAUGUUCUUCCUCUUCGACCACCAGAUGGUCUACUGCAAAAAGGAUCUGCUGCGUAGAGACAUACUGUACUACAAGGGCCGGGUGGACAUGGACCAAAUGGAAGUGCUGGACCUGGAGGAUGGCAAGGACAAGGACUUUAACCUGAGCGUGAAGAACGCUUUGAAACUGUGCUCAGUGGCAGCAGGGGGCGAAGCCCUACUGCUUUGCGCCAAGAAGCCCGAACAGAAGCAGAGGUGGUUGCGGGCCUUCACUGAUGAGCGCGGGCAGGUGCGGCAUGACCAGGAGACAGGUUUUGCCAUUACUGAAAUCCAAAAGAAGCAGGCAAUGCUGAAUGCAAACAAAAGUCACCCGGCAGGAAAGCCUAAAGCUGUGACCAGGCCCUACUACGACUUCCUCUUGCGGCAGAAGCACCCGACCCUGCCGACCUCCCUGCCGCAGCAGCAGGUCUUCAUGCUGGCAGAGCCCAAGCGCAAGACCUCAAACUUCUGGCAUAACAUCGGCAGGCUCACGCCCUUCAAGAAGUGACCGCUGUGCUUGUGCCUACACCUCCAUUUUUACCCUCUUCCUUUUUCCUGUCCUUUAGUUUUUUUCCUUAUUGAUAUUAUUAUUAUUGUUAUUUUUAUUGUUAUUAUUAUAAUAUUUUUUACAUUGAUUUUUUUUUUCUUUUGGAAAGCACUUUAUAGGUUGGUUACAAUCAGACUUUGAGACUUGGCUCCCGGACUUGUUGGAACUUAGGGAGAGUAACUGCUAUCCUAGCACUAGGACUACAAAUACUACUAUGCUACUACUUCAACUGCAACUACUUGUACUAAUACUGUUAUGGCUCCAGACGAUCAUGUGAUUCAUGCUGUGACAUCACCGUCUGUGGAGGACUUUGGCCUGAAGACAGGAUCUUUGGUUUGUUUUUUUUCCUCCCAGCAUCCAUCGUCUGGCUUUUUCCGACAUUCGCCGAUGGCUCGCCGUGCCGGAUCAUUGGGGUUUUGUACGCAAGUUGUUACUUUGACCGAAUUACCGUUGGAAACGUGGGGGAAAAAAAAAAGUUACACGUGACAAGGAAUCCUAUCUUUGGCAAAGAUCACCAGAUUCGAUUCCAUUUAGGCAGAAGUGUGGAUGAUACUUUUGUAUGCAAAGAUAAAAUUAUCCCAAAGAUUCUUGUCCAGCUAAAACUUCUAUUGUCCUAAGCUUGACACCAAGAAAUUCGUACUGUGGUUGAACACCUUGCAUCCUGUCAUUUCAAACAUUUUUAUGUACUUCCGGGCAUGUCUGUUUUUAAUAAUGUUUCUUAAAGUGCUAUUCAAUGUCUGCACAAAUUACUACGAAAGGAGAGGUUUUUUUUAACUCCAACCCAGCCCCAGUAAAAUGCCUUGCUACUAAUUCAAUUAGACUUUUUAAACACAGGAACACAGGAGCAGAAUGCUUGAAUAUCCUGUUUUUCACAGUUUAGAAAUUGAACCAAGUUUAAGACUAACAUCCAAAAGUCCAUAUCAGUAAGAAGGAUUUUAUAAAAGAACUGAAUACUGUAAAAUUGGUGCUAAAGUCUCCCUUAGAAACUACAGGUAAAACUUAGGCGUACAAAUAACCAAACCAUUUGGAUAUAUUUUUUGAUAAUAAUAAAAGUUAACAAAUUCCCCAAAAACAAUUUACUUAAAUGUGCCUAUGGGGACUGACCUUAGUCACAGCCCAAAGCGGAUGAGCGCGGAUCAGCUGCCUCAGGCGUAGAAGCGCCGUACCCCCCCUACCGGUACAGACUCACUGCGACGCUGCUACAGUAUGCAACUGCCUGCGGUCGUAGGACGCAGGAAGGGGUUCCGGCUGGCUCGGCCAGUCCGGCGGAGUCCGGGCUGUAGACAGAGGUGAGAGAAGCUUCAUAUUCGUUCACUUACAUUUUGCCCAGACUACCUUAAAGAGAGCGGAAGAAUAUGGGAUUGAGGUCAGUGUUGGUACUAAACCAUGUUACCACUGGCAUUAUAGAAUAUCACUUUAUUUAUAGUUCCAUUGAUACAUUGCUACUCAAUACAAAAUUAAAUCCUAUUAUAUAAGGCUAUACAACAUAUAGGUAUAUACAGUACUGUGCAGAAAUCUUAGGCUGCCAAAGAAAAUUAUGUUUAAAUGAUCUUUAUGUCGCUAUAAAACUAUGAUUUUAUGUCUGUCAGAAUGUGUCAAAACCUCUUUAGAUCGACGCUGUAUUUACAGAAACCAUCCAAUAUAUCCCUGAUUUGUUACACUUGACCACAAGCACAUUUCAUUUGGCUAAUCAAUACCUCAUGAAGUUAAUCAACUAACUUAAUUAAGUGAGCUGGUGGUGGAAUUUAACAAAUACAUGGAAUGAGAUCAUAGUAUCAGUAACUCUUACCCAUCACUUCCAUCACUGUAGCUUUUUAUUGUGUGUGUGUGUGUGUGUGUGUGUGUGUGUGCGUCUAUAUAUAUAUAUAUAUAUAUACAUACACACACACACACACACAUUCUGUGUUAAAUGUUUCAGCAAUCAUGCACUUACUGCCGGAGAUUAAUGGAUGGGGGUCUUACUCUUUACUAUGGGGGCUAAUGGCAAACUUUUCAUGACUUAAUCCAAUAAAUACACAUUUAUUUGGGGCUAGUAACAUUUUAGGGGGGCUAAAGCCCACUUCAAAUAGACCUACUGACGCCCCUGCUUACUGCCCAGAUAAAUAGCUUUAAACAUAAUUUUCUUUUGCACAGUACUGUACAUACGUAAGGUUUGUAUUUUCCUCCAAGACUUAUAUAUAUAUGAACACUCAUUACAUUUUUCAAAUUACUUAUAGCUUGUGAUUUCUGCGCGACUGAUGUAGAGGAGGGAGAUAAAGUUUAUUUAUCAGAGUAAAUAGGUAAUAUUACAGAAUUAAUAUAUGAGAGAGCACACUGAAUCUCAAAGCCAAUCAUAAUGUUUACUGUGCUCCAAGGACACACACACAGUUCCUGAUGGACAUCUUUUCUGCCCUUCUACACAUUAUUUACGGAAGGUCGCCCUUUUAGGAAUAACUGCGCACCAAAUCGACUACCUCCAUUCUGACUGACACUGAACGAUCAGAUUGCUUUUUCUUUUUGUAAAUUUUCAAUAAGGUUCGCUCCCAGGCUCUUUGCGGGAGAGAACGGCUGGGGACUAGAGAGUAUGCACAGAGAUGCUGGUUUUGGAAGGAUUUAUUGUUAACUUCUCUCACUGCUACCCGAGCUGGUGAAUUACCUCUGCUUCGUUUAUUUCCAAGCGAGGCUGACACUGCCGUGCAGUCGUAUAUUUAUCCGUAGAUAAGCGUCCACUGUGCCACACGCAGUCAUUACAGGGUGGAAACAGAGCAGCGGAAUCCUGAGAACGAUAAACGAAAUAUGACACAAAUACCGGGGGUGCCUCUCCACGCGACAUCACGUCCUUUCGACUGUCCAAAACACGCCGACGAAAAUCAUGUAUUUUUCCAGACCUCUCCUUAAACAUCGCACCAUUUCUCUAUGCUAGUUAUGUUUCAACAUCCUUGUGAACUAAUCAGCUGACCUUUGAGAAUUUUAUUGAAUUGUGUAGAAUUAGGUUUUCUGGAAAUGAAGUUGUUCUAAUAAGGCAAAUCCUGAUUUUAUUUUAACAUGCUAAAAUUAACUGGGAGUUUUGCUGUUUCAUAAAUUACCUCUGUAUCCUUUAAUGAGUAUUAGAUAAACCACCUAAGCAUUAUGCUUUGAUGUUGAUUUUUUUUUUUUUGGUCAAACCACGUUCACCUUCUCAGGUUGUUUGAAUUCAUUCUGCCCCCUAGUGGUAUUUCAUGAUAUAUCGGUAAACUUUGCCUUCAGUGUGUCUCUUUCAAGGUUUUUUUUUAAUCUCGGUCUCGAGGACCUCCAAAUAUUUACCCGCAAGUCCUGGGUGUCAUUGCUCAAACUGCAUGCUGUUCGCAGAGCUUAUACGACUAUGUUUGCCUUCAUGCAUUUGUGUACACUCUGUCACACGUGUUUUAAUAUGCAAAUAGCGGCUUUUGUUCAAACAUCUCAGAAGCAUAACGCUUUAUUUUGAUAUAGCCUGCGGGUGGUGCCCUGGGUUUUUGAUAUUUAAAAUAUAUAGUACUUUUACCGUUAUUCCACCAGGAUCGGAGUGCAUGCCAAAAUGUUUAUGAUUUCAUUUGAUAUACUAAGCCUAUAUAUAAUUUGUUGUUUUAACCAUAAACCCUUGGAUUAGCCACACAAACUGCCCACAAGAAUAAAUGUUUGGAUUAUCCUCAUAUUGUAGAGGGUCCGAGGUUGAAGUGGAGAGGGUUCAAAAUCAGAAGUGUCAACGACAGUUGCGUAACCCUAUAACUGACCUACAACACAGUCAAGUUUAGCGUAAUUUAAUAAAAACCAAUUAACACUUGAAUGUGCAUUACGUUUACGUACCAACAAACAGUUGCAAAGCCUUCAUUGUUUCCAGAGAUUAACUACUGUAGUCUGAAUAACUGAAUGCCUUCGAGCAGACUUCAGAACUAUUUAUGCUAACAUUCAGUCCCUGACUGAACCUUUCAAUCUAAUCAAAAUGUUAAUUUGUUUUUAAUACGUUUAAGAUUUCUGAGAACUAUCAUCGCAUCUGCCGUCGUUAGGGACAUUACGAAUCUUAAAUUCCAUUUCUCCAAAGGUACAUGUGAUAUGCAACUCCUGUCCUGCUUAGCACUGCUAAUUUACAGCGUUGUCGUCUAAAAAACGCAGUUUUCCUGUAAUUUGAUUUAAAGCCAGUCUCUAUUUAAAAAAUAAAAAAAUAAAAAACAGCAUAGCACUGGGUUUGACAGGAUGCCAGUAAGUCUGCUUGCUGCGUGAGCAAAGGCAUUUGUGAAAUGUAAGUAUAGUUUGUUUAGAAAUGAAAAAAACAACAGUGUUUGUACAUUAUCUUUGUAUGUGUUUGGUUGUUUACGUAUGCACUCAAAUUCUUGGUAAUAAAAUUGUUCAAUGUGU
Messenger RNA from Paramormyrops kingsleyae, 15158 nucleotides. RefSeq names its product Rho guanine nucleotide exchange factor (GEF) 4 (gene arhgef4). Lineage: Eukaryota; Metazoa; Chordata; Actinopteri; Osteoglossiformes; Mormyridae. Gene Ontology annotation, molecular function: guanyl-nucleotide exchange factor activity; protein binding. The record is from RefSeq and is a predicted model, not a curated record. Gene Ontology annotation, biological process: intracellular signal transduction.